Messenger RNA from Dermacentor silvarum, 8168 nucleotides. RefSeq lists its product as uncharacterized. The transcript has 4 exons. Lineage: Eukaryota; Metazoa; Arthropoda; Arachnida; Ixodida; Ixodidae. The record is from RefSeq and is a predicted model, not a curated record. The coding region runs from base 372 to 1187 and encodes 271 amino acids.
ACACCGUAUGAAAAAGCCCUGAAGGUUUAUAGGUUGUCUCGUGACCUGUGAGGCAAUUAUAAAUGAUUUUUUGCUACUCUAGAAAGUCUAGCAAGAAAUUUAACUUUUGAAUCAGCCCAUAGAGGACGCGUACAUCUGUUAGAUUCGAAAGUAGGUUACAAAAAAUGGUUAUAUUUUGAAGCACGUUUUUACAACUGGUUGUAUUUGAAGAACUCCCGCCAUGAGCGGCGCCGAGUUGGAGGCUGGGAAGGCGCGGCUAUAUUUGUAGACGGUCCCCCGAGAAGAGUGAAAGUUGCCAAAAUAAAGAUGCCAGAGGAGCAGCAGGACCAGAGGGAGGUGGACCCACGCCCAGUUCGGCGGCCGCGACGAAGAUGGCGUCCCGCGAGAAAGCUAAAGGACAGCACGCGACGACCAAAAGCGGACGACUCCCGCGAAGAUGGGUGGCCUGUUUCACGCUGGCCAUCAUCCAGCUCAUCAUCGGUCUGGGCCUCCUGGCCGUUGGUGCCGCGGACGUUGUCUUCACGCUAGACCACAAGUGUAAAGACCGCACAGGAGCCUCCUUCUUGCAGGGUGUCGUAUGCGUGGUAUCUGGUGCUUUCGCCCUGGCUGCAUACUCACCGCGUCGAGUUCGAACACAAGGGCACCCAAAUAGAGUCCUGGUCGCGGUGCAUGUUCUGCUGUCCUUCCUGGUGGCAGUAGUCAGCUUCAAUGUUGUGACAUGCUUGGCCACUUACACCGGUGAUAGGACCACAGCCCUGUUUGCAGUUAUCCUGGCCAAGGUGGUGCUGACCUACACAUGCCAUGUCUUGGGAGGCGUCUGUGCGGGUGUGGCGGUGCCCGACCUGUGCCGCAAUGGUUCUGGCCUUGUCACAUUUGACACCUUCCACAGGGAUGUCACUGCCAAGCAGGUGCCACAGAACCAGAGUAGUAACGCCCCCACCACCACAGCUGCUCCCAGCAGUGCAGCUGGGCCAGUGCAGCUACCCGAGGCACGAAGCCAUGUACAGGAGGCCCCUGGAACAGGCGAGAAGCUCACCGUGGUCACUCUUCCAGAGGCAGACGUCAUCUACGCCGUGCCCGAAAACAGCUACGUAGUGCGCCGCCCAGAGGGGUCAUACGUGGCUCCCCCUGGCAACUCCCGGCUGGCACCCUUCUUUCCCACCUAUACACGGGUUGCAAUUGAAUGACAGUGUCUAUCACAAGAAGGUCGCAGGCCACACUGAUGCCCUGUUGCACAAACAUGCAUUCGAUGGAUACACAACAAGCCACCGAAAAUGUCCUCGCCAUCCUUUCCCACCUCUGGUAACAGGCUUCAGUUGCUUCGGCCUUGGCAAAUGCCCCUAGGUGGCCACUGAGACUUCAUUUCUCUGUCUUUCUUGUCUCUGUUUGGCUGAAGACGUAAUGCUGUCUUGUGGCUGUCCACCUGGUUAUCUGGCAGUGAUCUUGCAGCCACGAGUGGUCAUACAGGCUGUAUAUAUGGUGCUAGUAAAUGUCUGUGUUAUGUGAUUUGCCCGUCACUCGACAGCUAUAAUGUGUACUGCAAACAAGCUCUACUGCUUCUAGUUACAGCUUUUCUGUUCAUACUUCAGUAAUGAUGUUGAAGCGAAAUGGUCCAGUCGAAUUAUUUCUGUGCUUAUGGCACCACCAAUUCAUAAAAAAUAUCAUACUCGAGUUGUUUGCCUGGCAAGUAAUCAUUAGGCUGGUUUGACAUCUUUUCGUUGUCUUUUUUAUUUUUAUAUUGCACUCACUCAAAUGAGGAUAGAACAUGGUGUUUAGAAAAUGCUCAUUUUAUCGCUUAUAUCCACUGCAGAGAGUCAAACCACUGAAAAAUGAAGUAUGCAAGACUUCUAAGCUAAGCAGUUUUUUUCUUAACGAGCUGUUGUACACAGUGGCUGUGUUCUCAAUGUGAGACAGUGGAGCAGUCCUGAGAGAAAGCAGGAUUUCUAUCUGUAAAUUGUUCCUAAGCAGCGAAAAGUGUGCCUUCAAAAGCCAGCUUGACCACUAGCUUUAAAGCAUCAGCCAUAGUGAAUAUUUCCCAUGGAUUGUUGGCGUGGUUGUUCCAACAUCGGAUUAACCAUUUUUACACUGUGUGACAGCCGCGCUGUUAUGGUUGAAAUGCCUGCCAUAGUGUUAUCACAUCAAUACUCUCCAAUAAAAUAAAGCUCUGGAUAGUGAGGUCAUCACAAGCAUAAAAUGGAAUGUUGGAUGGAACCACACCAAAAGUAUGUUGGAAAUAUGUUCCACAUAGUUGUUUUUUUAGGCUGUAAUUGUAGUGCCUUUGAUUGUGCAACUUAAAACCAUUGCACUACAGUCAACGUCCGAUUUUUCGGGCUCGACUAGGAGUCGCGAAAACGUCCGAAAAAUCGGGCACUCCGAAAAAAUGAAUGCAUGCCUUUUACUGCCCCCGAGGGCUCAAACCGCCACAGCCACGUCCGAAAUAGCUCUGAAGGCCUGCCUGUACACUUAUUAGGUGUAUCGGUGCUAUUACUGUGACAGGCGGGUGCAUGCAUGCAUAAUUAACAAAUAUGUACAUGUGUCCCGUGACAGUUGCCCCUUUCCACUCUUUGUAUGCUUCACCGUUUAACACUGCUGUAUUGCGGCGAAGCUGACUUUUAGAAACUGGCAAUAUGCAGUGCAUCAAGCGCUCCGUGCUUCAAAGCCAUCAGCGAGGAUUACUUACAAAGGCGGGGUCAGCACUGUUGCUGACAGUGGCAAAUUCUUUCAAUGUAAUAGCACUGAACAACAGGAAGCUCGGUGGUGGCUACGGCUGCCAGCAGAUCGGCAUGCGAGAGCGCCGGUUCAAGGCUUUGAUAAUCAAAAUGGUGGCCGUAGUGGCUUCGAUGAAAGCAAUUUCGGGCAUGCGGUCGUGGCAGAACGUCUGGAAAAUUGGACGGCGAAGAGCCUUUGCGUCCGAAAUUUCAGACGUUCUUAUGCAUUGGCUCUAUGGGGUAAGUGGCGGUGCCGCGAAGGUGUCCAAAUUAUCGGACCGUGUCCGAAAAAUCGGUCAUUGACUGUACAUCUGAGCAAAUUGAUGCAGGAAAGUGUGCCUAGGCUAAAAAGUGAGGCACCUCACCGAUGCAUAUUUAAUUGAUACUAUGUGUAUCACACUUUUUUCUUUCUUUCUUGUAAACAUUUUUACUGGUGUGAAGCAAAGACAUUGUUGAAGGCUAAGUUCUUUCCUCGAAGACAUGCUCAAACAUCACUUAUGUUUGCUGCUUAAUGUCGUUUGAUCACUUCUCAGUCAGCAGAAUCUCGUCUCCUUUUUUUUUUUCUCUUUUCCUUUUUUUCUGCAUUCACUGGGCAAGCCAGUAAUUGCGUCUAGCGAAGCAUACCUCUUUUUGUAACCGUCCACAACCACUGAAGCCUGCUUUCUUUAAUGUUGGUGCUCACGUUUUGCUGGCUUUUAUUGUCAGUGUGUCAGUUUGCCAGCUAGAUGUUUACAUAUGCUUUCACAAAGUGCCUUUCUCUCUCUGGCUGCUAUUGGUAUUCUGAUGAAGUCUUUACCCUUUACCCGAUGCUGUAUAAGCAUAGUCUUCAUGAAUGUAAUGCGACAACAGAUUUAACACGCAGAGAAAGAUUUGGAGGUCCCUAAAAAUUAAUUACAUUGAUGAUUCUAACACUACCUGACACUACAUACUACAACCAUGGCCAAAGGCAUGGAAAAAAAAAACCCUUGAGCCCAUUCUAUCCAGCCUUACCGCUUAGCCAUGGUGUUCUGCUGCUGGGAAUAAGGACUUGGGUUCAACUCUCAUCCUACGUGACCUUGGAGGCAGAACACAUAUACUUGUCACAGUGGCUUAGUAGUUGUGGCAUUGUUUUGCUGAGCACUAAGAUGGGGGCUCGUUUCCUGGCCGUGGCAGCCGCAUUCCGAUGAGGACAGGUAUGCAAAAAAGCUCAUGUGCUUGUGUUUUGAGGUGCACAAUAAAAAGGCCCAGGUGGUCUAAAUAAAUCUGGAGUCCUCCACUAUGGUGUCCCUCUCAACCAUCUGCAUAGUUUCAGGGUGUUAAACCUCACAAUUGAAUUAACUUAGAUCGUAGGUCCACUAUCAUGAACCCCAGGCGGUCUUAAGUUUAUUUGGAGACCAGUCUAAGUUUACUGGGGCUGGUUAGUGUGCAUCUCCUCUUCUACUGCAGCUGCGGUGGUUGAGCAUUGCUGCACGUGUCCUAUCUUGGAGGCGAUUUACAGUGGGUUCGAAGGCUAGCUGACCCUAAAUAGCUGAUAGCUUCAUGUGCGCUGUGUUUUCACACGCCUAGUCCGCGUUGAAGCGAGAGGUAGCGCGAACGGGAAUUCGGUCGCCACUGCUGCAGCUCUUCAUCGCGCCAGCAUUCUGACAGCGAGUGUCCGUGGUCAUCGAGUGAGAUGUGUUUGUGUUUGCGUAUGCACGCGUGACAGCAUGCUUGUUAAUUUAGUUGCUAAGCAAAUCUUUACAGCAGUUUAUGCAGCUAAUAAAGCAAGUAACCUUACUUUGUAUAGCUGUUUAGUAAGUUGCUACCGCAAUCAAUGCUUCACCUGUCAGGCGAAACUGUGACUUUUUUUACUUUCAAGCAUCAGCACUGUAUGUGCACUUGUGCUCAGCAAUUCUGCAAGGACCACAGUGUACACAGACACCUCAAUGUACCUACUGGAUGGCUCUUGUAGUAAGUUUACUAUGCUUUUGUGAAGUUGGCCACCAUGUCAUAUUCCAGUCCUAUAGACUUGUUUCCUUUUCUUCCACUGCCAUGGUAAUGAAAACCAAAUGAUCCUGUGUGCCUUUUUCACAAAACAGCACUGCCAAAGAACAUGGUUAACAACAGUAAGCCAGAAUGCCAUAGCACAAGAGUACUGAAAGUGUUUGGAGAUGGCAUGUUCUACAUAAGUUUCAAGUAUUUCUAGAUGGUUUUGUGAGUACAUCUCACACUACUGGAGCAGAAGACAUUGUUUCAUUUACAAUGAAUUGUACAAGAUACCGGUGCUAGUUAAACAAAUCUUAAUCACCAUUAUUAGCGACGCAGUUCGGUAUGGUAGUGCUUUUUUCCCACCACACUUAUUCACUGAUGUGUGAACAUAGUAGAACAUGAAUCAACUGCAAUAUGCUGGUCAAGUCAAAACCCAGUCAAUGCGAUUAUGGAUAUUUUGUGUGGUGUUAUUUGUUUUUAUUUUAUUGUUUUUUUCUCUUCGUUUUCCCCUACCGCAUUUAUCAUUCAGAUAGGUCUGCAUUGCCACAAUGUGGAUGUGCUGAACUCAAUUCUCCCGUAAAUUUUUUGGUGGACAGAUCCAUUUGUCAUGCAACAAUGGCUUUGUGUCAGAGAUACGAUUUUAUAUGUAGAUACGUAAACAUAUGUGCAUAUAUCUGUGUUUACAUUUGCGUAAAGUAUUGUUUCAGACUUCCUGGGCACGAUCUGUAGUCUUUGUUAAUGUUGGGUCACAGCUUUCCUUUAGUUAUUCAGGGUUUGGUUGGUUCCUGUUUUAUGUAGCACUGUCCUUUUAGUGCUAUGCUCUGCUACUGUAUUCAUCUUGUUUUCUUUUCGAGAGCAGUACAUUUUUGUGUCAGAGUAAGGUCGCUGUUUUGGAUGCCUUUUAGUCGACUGAAGUCUGUUCUGCACCACCUCAUUUUUGCGACUUUAUAGCACCCUGUACACUUGCCAGACGAGUGGCAAAAUACUUUGUGUGUGUUUGUACAUGUUUGUCUGCAUUAUGCAGUGUGAAAUAGAUGUGCCUUAAGCUCAACCCGCACGGAGCACUGCUUACCCAUCUGGCUACAUGCCUGCGUCAGCUUACACGGCUUAUGGUUCGUAUGUGUCUGGUUCUGAAAAGGGCAACUACCCUCGCGAUUCAUGCAGUUUUGUGUGUUCUGUCUACCUGGCACUACAACAGCCACAUUGCAGUGUGUUCAGUGUAGAAACAUUGUGGCAACUCAAACCGUACAUAACAACCCCAGCUAGGGCAACUCAGCCAUCAAGUCAACCAUACCAACUUUUUGAACUCCCUUUUUCCUAAAUUCUGAUUGAUAGGUACACUACUUUCUGCUUAGGCACAAACUUGAACUUGCUGCUCAAGUGAGAUAAAACAUAAAUUAUCGUGCCCUUCAAUUUGAUUCUACACAACCGUAAUAAGGUACUUAAUUGGGUGAGUUGGAAUUUCAAAGCCAUAGCAGACUUUUAGCACAGAAUUGCACAAAAAUUAUGGGAAUGAACGAGCGGCAUUUUGUCCACGGUUUUUGUUCCCAUGAUAUUUGAGUAAUUCUGCCCUGAAAUUCUGCUACUGAUUCUACAUAACCACCCAGGUACCAUUUAUUUUCAGUAGUUGUUGCCCUAGUUAGCCACUCAGCAUAUAUGGCUGCAGCCUGAUUUGAGCUUUGGAGAGCAGAGACACUGACAUCUAGUGUGUGCAAACAUGUGCAUGAAUUUCUGUGCAUUACGUUGUAUGACUGCACAUAGUGAUUUCAAGGUGUGCAAGCUGAUGCAGACGCAUAACCAGACGCAUGUGCAGUGCUCCAUGUGGUCCAGGCUUUGUCUUGAUGUGUCACGAACGAUGCAGCAGCUUGCAAGUGUGAUAAACGUGUCAAGAGCUUGUUUUUGUUUGUUUUUGAAAGCAUGGACUUGCAAAGUCAUGCCUCCUAACUGUGGCCAAAAACUUUGCUACAAUGCCAACAGAUUGUCUACACUACUUCUUGCUGCUUGACGUAAUUUAUUGCCGAUGAUUGUUAAUCACGGAAGCUAGUCUUGCGUUCUCGCAGGACAACUGAAUACAUUCACUUGUGUCUUAUGCUUCCUCUUUAUAAUCAAAACCCAUUUAUGUACUCCACCCGGCUAGUUCUAUACUCUACAGUUGAAAAUGUACAUGUUGCAAUGAAUGUUGCGUUUGUAAGGAAUCCGAGUGUGAACAGCUCUACUAGCACCUGCUGGCUCAUUUGUGCUCAAAUUUCAGACAGAGGUAGCAUUUCAUAGUGCAGUUUGUUUGGUACCAUGCUUGUAAGUAGUAAUUAACUGUUUUGCCCUGAAUAAAUACAAAGUACAUGUCACUUGCGUGAUGCCAAAGUAAAUUUUUUUUCAUGGAAUAGAGUUAUUGUAUGCUCACAUAGGGAGUGGAGUUAUAAUUUGUUUUCCAUGCGUCGUUUGCACUACCAUUCGCUGGGCGCAAUCACAUGGUUCAAAAUGCAAUGGUGCACGGCGGGAAAGUCGCCAUUGAGGGAGAGCUAAACAUUGGCAACGACAGCUCCAGCUCCUUGUCCAACGAAAAAUGCCCAGACAACUGCUUCCAAAACUGAUCUCCUUCUUUCGUUCAUUCAGGGCAAAUGUAUCAUAAGUGCCUUUUAUGUUUAUCUUGUUUGCUGUUUCGUUGAUUGGCAUCCGUGUUGACAAAUGGUACCUCCACACUUGUGUGGUGAAGGAUCCUGUGCUAGGCUACACAUCAGUGCAUGCAAAGGGGUAUUUCUGCUUGUGGCUAGGAAACCAUGCAAUCAAGCAGGCUUGAGAGUUUGAGAUAAAGUGGUUUAAAUGCGCUGUUAUCUGUUAUUGUGUUUUGUGCAGCCUGGCUCCUACACACAUGAAGUGUGGCUUUCCCUCGCAAACAUCCUUUAUUUGAUGCACAAGAUGGUGGAUCUCCGUGCGACUCCUCUCCCCACAAAAACACAUAUAGUAAUUCUACUAUGGAAGCAAUGGUAGUGCCACCUAUUGCCAAGAGGGCAAAUCUGCAAUGCAUAUUUCCUUCUUUGUGGUGGAUGCUUUGCUCUCCUAGGUCAUAUGGCACCAUUGUAGCUUCUACUGAAAAAAAGGGGGAAAGGUGACUUGUUUGGCCAUGCAUUGCUGCAGACAUCUACUUCAUUUCAUCUGGUAUACAUAUACCAGAUGAAAUGAUCAAGUGCAACAACCGGGCACGGUAUCAAACAAAAUACAGUAUCACAUGACACCUCUGUAUGGAAUUUGAGUGAAAACGACACCCGUUUUGCCAGGGGGGCUGGUUAUACAGGGCUCUCUUGUCGACGUAACAUGCAGUGCACAGGUUGAAGGUCUGCAGUUGGUUUUACAUCUUGUUCCUUGCUGUUACAUUGUUGUCUGUUUGCACGCAGUGAAUAGUGAGGCAGUUAGUGCUGCAUGUCUGCUGCUCUAACUGUCCACAAUGGCACACAUUUUAUUUUAAUAACUGCCAACAUUUGUUUUUGUGAAGCCUCAUUAAACACAUGACUUCAG